UCACUUUCACAUUCACUUCACCUUCAUAGCGUAUAAAAGUGCGGCUCGAAGGUGAACAAUGGCAGGCAAACGCCACGGAAUCACGGCGUUAUUUGUUAUCUGCAUGUACUUCGAACUUGGUGAUUUCACACCUGAACUCAUUGUCCAGUCUAAUGGGAACUUCACACUACAGCCAAAUGUUCAGGGUCCCAUGGAGGACAUUUUGUGGAGGUGGAAUGGUAAUAAGGUGGUUGAAUUCUACCAGAAGGGGCUACAUGACUAUGGGAAGUUUCAAGGACGGGCAAUCCUGGAUGUCACAACAGGAGCCCUGACCCUCACACAUCUCAGAGAGUCUGACAGUGGGGAGUAUGUGGGUGAGCUGCAGGUCAAAGGAGAACUGAAAUACCAUCAUCAGAGGGUGACAGUGCUUGAUGCUGUAGAUAAACCUACAGUCACCUGCCAGGUGAACAGGACCUCAGUAACCCUGCUGUGCUCUGGGGACGACAGACCUGCCACUCAGUACAGGUGGGAGGGGCCUGCCAUAGAGCCCCAGCCAGGGCCCCAGCUGAAGAUAGAGGCAGCAGAGACAUCUGACUCAGUCUACACCUGUGUGCUCAACAACCCUGUGAGUGAGAGCAGAACAGAGCUUCCUUUAAAGAGCUGCUUCCCUGCACCAGUCAUCAUUCCCUUAGUCAUUGCCCUCCUCCUCAUCAUCAUCACCAUCAUUGUGGGAUUCAUUUACUAUAAGAAGUGCUACAAAAGUAAGUGUCCUUCCAAAUAA
This is a messenger RNA of Conger conger (European conger), 760 nucleotides long. RefSeq names its product lymphocyte function-associated antigen 3-like. The transcript is spliced from 4 exons. The record is from RefSeq and is a predicted model, not a curated record. Lineage: Eukaryota; Metazoa; Chordata; Actinopteri; Anguilliformes; Congridae. Bases 59 to 760 code for a protein of 233 amino acids.